Messenger RNA from Nomascus leucogenys (northern white-cheeked gibbon), 3537 nucleotides. RefSeq names its product SUZ RNA binding domain containing 1 (gene SZRD1). The record is from RefSeq and is a predicted model, not a curated record. The transcript is spliced from 3 exons. Lineage: Eukaryota; Metazoa; Chordata; Mammalia; Primates; Hylobatidae. The coding region runs from base 130 to 528 and encodes 132 amino acids.
CGGGCUUGGCAGCGGGCGGGGUCCAUUGAGUAAAGCCUUGCGUGCCUGCGCCCGCGACGGAGGCGCGCUUCAAAGCGCAGGCGCGGGGAGCGGGUGGGGGAGGAGGGAAAGCGGCGAGUAAGAUGGAAGAUGAGGAGGUCGCUGAGAGCUGGGAAGAGGCGGCAGACAGCGGGGAAAUCCAAAUCUCCUCCCAAAGUGCCCAUUGUGAUUCAGGACGAUAGCCUUCCCGCGGGGCCCCCUCCACAGAUCCGCAUCCUCAAGAGGCCCACCAGCAACGGUGUGGUCAGCAGCCCCAACUCCACCAGCAGGCCCACCCUUCCGGUCAAGUCCCUAGCACAGCGGGAGGCCGAGUACGCCGAGGCCCGGAAGCGGAUCCUGGGCAGCGCCAGCCCCGAGGAGGAGCAGGAGAAACCCAUCCUUGACAGGCCAACCAGGAUCUCCCAACCCGAAGACAGCAGGCAGCCCAAUAAUGUGAUCAGACAGCCUUUGGGUCCUGAUGGGUCACAAGGCUUCAAACAGCGCAGAUAAAUGCAGGCAAGAAAAGAUGCUGCCGUUGCUGCCGUCACCGCCUCCUGGGUCGUCCGCCAUGGGUUGCACUGCUGUGGCAGACAGUUGGACUUGAGCAGAGGGAACGACCUGACUUACUUGCACUGUGAUCCCCCUUGCUCCGCCCACUGUGACCUUGAACCCCAUGCACUGUGACCUUCCCCCUUCUCCCCCUUCCCACUGUGAUUGGCACAUCGACAAGGGCUGUCCCAAGUUAAUGGAAAGGAAAAGGGUGGGGGUUAGGGGAAGGUUGGGGGGACCCACCAAGGACUCAGAGAGUCAGACAGUGCCACUUGGCCACUUGGGGUAAAGCCAGUGCCAGCAAUAACAGUUUAUCAUGCUCAUUAAUUUGGGAUUUCAAAACACAAAUGAAAACUCACACCCACCCACCCCCAAGUGCAUGUCUCCAUCACUUAAAAAGUAAGUUCCAUUUGAAAAUAUCCUUUCUUUUUUUUUCUUCCUAUUUUUGUUUGUUUAUACAAAUAUCUGAUUUGCAAGAAAAAGUGCAUGGGAGGGGUUUUAGUGGUUUAAUGAAUUUUUAAUUAAGAAAGGGUAGUUUGGUAGUCUACUUAAAAAUGUUUCUGGGAAAUUCACUAGAAACAUUAACCAAUAGGAUUUUGGUGAGCUUAGCUUCUGUAUUCCUACUGCCGCCCGGAAAAGGGGCAGGGCUCUGCAGCCGCCAGGACAGAUGAGCACCCCAUGCCUAUACCUCCCUCCCCGAGCUAAGUCCCAGGGCAUCUGGGCCUUGCCUGGAGACUGGGCUAGCUCUGUAGGCUCGGAGAGCCUGGGGAGGGUGCCAACCCCACCUCUAGUAUUUUGGGAGAUAGGGAAAGUGAACCGACUUCCCCUUCCCAUACCCCUCAGGGUGGUUCCCUACCAGCCAGGCUUACUACUUCUAGAAGAGAGCAGAGUGCCAGGGAGUGAGACUGCAUCUCUGGGCUUAGAAGUGAAGGAGAGACGACUUGUUUAGUAUUUUGCCAUCAGCACAAGGAAAACCAGGAGAGAGUCUGCCUCCAGGACUCUGAGCCUUCUGCCUCGUAUGUUCAGAAGGUGGAUAGGUCUUCCCACUCCAGCAUGGCUUGAACUCUUAGGGGUCUGCAGUGCUCCAUCUCCAUUGAUGGCCCCAGCUCAGUAACUAUACCUGGUACAUUUCCUGUGUGCAAUCAGUACCUUGAAGGCAGAACAUUCUGAAUAAAGUUGGAAAAAGAACAGCUUUGCUUUGCAAAGAUUGAUGACAGACUCCUUAGAGGCCUAGGCUACCCAUCACCACUUUUUCCAGAGCGAGGGCCUGGAAUAAAGGCAGUUUAUCCUCUGUCCCUGGAGCCUGGGGUUUGCUUUGGCUCCUUGAGGUGGAAGAGACUAAGAGGGCAGCUGCCCAGGGCGGCUCUGUGUGUACCUGGCUCCUCUCAGGCUUCCUGAUCCCUUCCGUUGCACUGCGCCUUAUCCCUCAGCCAGCCAGACGACCUCCCUGCUCCUGACCAGCAGAUACGUUUCGGAGUGGUUGGUGUGGUUUUUGUGAUGAGGGCAGCACGUGGUGGCCAAGGUGGCAAGCUGAGUCUCACAGGCUCACUCCACCAUUGGUUCCCUGUGGGAAUGGUAGGCCAGGCCCAGCAAGCCAUGCCCCACCACGUCCUCUCCUCCGGAGGAAGGGCCAGCUGCCAGCUGAGUCAGCAGCUAGUCCAUAGCACAGCCUUAUAACUAUAAAGCCAGGCAUUGCCCAUGAGCAGAGCUGGAACCAGAGCUUCAGUCAGUAAGAGGGAGGAUUACCUUCAGGAGAAGGCAAGGAAGAAAAUUGGCUGCUAUCUUUAUAGUUCCACUGCCCUAACCAAGUGUCCACAUUCUAAAUGUAUAGUGUCCAUCCCUCAUGUAGUAGUGGUUUCCCACCCAAAGUGAGACUUUCCUUUUAAUUGGAGAAGGGUAUAGAGGUAGUCCAGGUGGGAAGGCCAGAAGUGCUGGUUGCCCAGCCAUUGGGACCACCUGUUCUUGCCCCACUACCCUCUAGUGGGGGGCCAAAGUAAAGGCUGGCUGGUGGGUGUCUGUGGAUUGAGGAUGUGGCAGGGACUGGUCCUCCCACCUCCCUCUGGCCAAAGAUGGGCUUUGCCCGUUGUGUGCCUGUCACCACCCACCAGCAGUCAUGACCUGGGCUUCCCAAAUGGAGAGGUAGCAGGCAACGUUUUUAGAAAGAAAACAGGAAACUGUAUUGUGUCGGGGGGAGACGGAAGGGAGAUGAGGAAACGGUUUGGAUUUUGUGUGUGGGAGGGUAUUUUUUUGGGGGUAGUUGUCCAUAACUUUCCUAAGUGCUUUUUUUCCUUUUCUUUUUUAAAGUAAGUUGCAGGCUUUGGCUUGGAAAACCCCAGGGGGAUGGGGGCAGAAACCUGAGGCUGCUGCCCCUUUAUCUGCCUUCACGGUACUGUCCCCUUCCCCCAGCUCCUCCCUGACCCCAUGGGCCAGGCCUCAGACCUUCCAGCUAACCGCUUCCCAUGAGCCACUACUCUGAUGUCAGCCUAUAACCAAAGGAGCUGGGGGGUCCAGGCCUGGUGACCAACCUUUCUCAGCCCACUCAAUCAGGGUGCUCCCCACCUGCAGGCAGGAGGCAACACCCUAUCUGCUACCAUCAGCCCCUUCCAGAGCCCAUCUGCCCCGCCCAGCCCUGCCCUGCCCUGCCCAGCCCAGCCAUACCCUGCUCUGCCCCAUCUGGGGGUGCCCUGCUCAGGGAUGGGCUGGCAGGGCUGUACCCAGCCUCCCUGGUAAGCAGAGACUCAAGAAACCUCUGGGGUCCUGUUUUCUGGUCGUGUGAUCCCAGGGGUGCACAUGGGCCCCUUGGGUGUCUGAACAGAAGGGCAUGGGAGGGAGGGCCGCACCCCUGCAGUCUUACUCUGCUGGUGUAGCGGGCAGCUGCCUACUCCCACCCCACCCUGCACCGCGGGCUCCUGAAUUGGCAGAUUAAGCAUUUUAUAAAUUGUAUUUUAAAUACAUGUUUUAAACUUGUCA